AUAUGUACAUACACACAGUCUCCUGAUAAAGGGCCUAUUUAUUGUCUUGAUGAGGCGGCACAGAUAUUGUACUACACCAUUCAUGUUUAAGCCUCCGGUAAAAACUGCUUGGAUAUGUGCGUGUCUUCUUCUCGCUCAAAACCAAGUGCGCCUGCUGCUAGUUGCUCUUUUCUCAUGCUGCUUCCCAAUCGACAGUCCACCGCGUCGCUGGUAUACUGGCAGUUCUUUGAUAGAAUAUGUGCUCCGUGGCCUUCCUCGCUGGACCUUAGGCCGCCCAUAUCAAACGCUUCACCAUGACCCAGCAAGAGAUCUCCCAGGAAACUAACACGAAGGUGCUCAUCGCCUGUCUCUGUGUCGCCGCCGUCUUUGUCUCUAUGCGAUGUGGAGCCCGCUGGUACAAGACCCGCGGGUUUCCAUGGGCAGCUGAGGACCUUUGUAUGUACCUCGCCCUGGCCUCCUUCGCCAUUACAUGCGCCUUGUAUUUGGCAACGAUGCCAACCUUCUACAAUGUCACGGCCAUCGCGGCUGGAAAAAUGGCACCCUACGCCAGUCUCGAGGCAGAUCUAGUCCCGAUGUUAAAAGAGUUCUUCGCCGUCCAAAUAUUUUUCUGGUUAACACUUUGGGCCGUGAAGUGGAGUCUACUUUUCAUGUUCAAGGCACUAACUAAUGGUAUCGCUCUUUAUACCAACAUCUGGUGGGGAGCACUGGCUUUCACCGUGUUGACCCUUAUUGGAUGUAUUAUCAGCAACUUCACCAGCUGCUCGAGUAUGGAUGCGUGGUUCACUGCUGGUCUAUGCAGCACGCCUAGAGACGCUCGCGCAAAAGCUAUUAGCUUGUGGUACUGUAUGGCAGUGGAUGUACUUGGUGAUUUGCUGAUUAUGGUUAUCCCCAUACGCGUACUUGUGAGCCUACGCAUUACGCUGGUGCAAAAGCUCAGCAUCGGACUCGUCUUUAUUGUUGGAAUUAUCACCAUGGUCUUUGCCAUCGUCCGAGUUGUCUCUCUCAAUUCGAGUGUCAACGGAGGACAAGUUAGCACGCAAUGGCUAAUGCUGUGGGCGGGAAUCGAAGGCGUAGUUGCAAUCAUCGUCGGCUGCCUCCCAUCCUUUGCCAUAUUCCUCCGCGGGCGCGUCGAGGAGUCUAACGGACAGUACAACGCUUACCCGCCGAAUUCCUCGAACAAAGGCAGCAACGCUCUCUCGAAUUUGCAACAGUCGCGAAUAAAAUCCGCAGCGCGGAACGAAAGCGUGAUGCUCGAGGAUAUGGAGUCGAAUGGCUCGGGGCACGAUACGGGGAGCAGGAAGAGUUUGGUAGGGGACCGGAUCAUCAUCACGCAGGCGUGGAGUCAGAAGAGUUACAGGGAAACUGGGACGGAUAUAGAGGGGGAGAGGCGCCAGAAGACGGGGCUCACCGGGGUUGCAUAGCGGGGCGUGGGCGGCUGAAAAGGUGGCGAAUAGGCGUUUCUGUGUGUUGUUAGAAUCUGGAAUACCAUAGAUAUGUCCAUAGAUUAUGCCUAUACUAAAGUGCUGUACCUCGGAGA
This is a messenger RNA of Pseudogymnoascus verrucosus, 1537 nucleotides long. RefSeq lists its product as uncharacterized. Bases 294 to 1421 code for a protein of 375 amino acids. The transcript has 5 exons. NCBI's taxonomy places the organism in Eukaryota, Fungi, Ascomycota, Leotiomycetes, Thelebolales, Thelebolaceae. The record is from RefSeq and is a predicted model, not a curated record.